This is a messenger RNA of Alternaria ethzedia, 933 nucleotides long. RefSeq lists its product as uncharacterized. The record is from RefSeq and is a predicted model, not a curated record. The coding region runs from base 1 to 933 and encodes 310 amino acids. Lineage: Eukaryota; Fungi; Ascomycota; Dothideomycetes; Pleosporales; Pleosporaceae. The transcript is spliced from 2 exons.
AUGGAGGAGUCGCAGGUCUCCUUCGCCAGCGCGGCCAGCAUAUGCUUCCAACGAUGCGUCAGCCGGGCCGCCCUCGUAGAAGACCGACCAGUCAGAGAGCCCGCCUCAGCACCACGAUCGCCUUUCCGUGAGCGCCUCCCCGAUAGAGGACGAGACUACAGUCGCGAGCGAGAGCGGUCGCCUCCACGUAGACGCGACAGUCCUCCGACAGGACCGCGCGGAGAUAGAGACUUCGCGCCUCCUACUGGGCCAUCGUCGUCUUCGUACCGCAACGGCGACAGCAGCUUUGCCAGAGCCCCACCAACAGGACCUUCCAGCAGGAGCUAUCCCUCCCCUGCGAUAUCCCCUCCAGUUGGACCUUCGAGCUUGACACCACAGGCUCCCUCCUUUCCCCGGGGCAAUAACCCUGUUCUAGCAGCGCCGACACGACCGCGUGGUGGUGGCCGCGGUGGCUUUGGAGGAUAUGAAGGACGAGGAGACUUUUCGGGGCCUUCUUCCCGACGAGGAUCUUGGGGCGCAGGACCACGAGGUGGAGGUUACUACGGUGGUGCGCCAUCCGGUCCGCGUGGUUCCAGCAGCGGACCUAGCGGAGCAGCACCCUUUGCUCCCUCAUUCCGCGGAUCUAACAACUCUACUGCUACAACCUACCCCCGUACGAUGCGCUUCCGAGAUCAUCUCUCCGACCUCCCCAAGGAGAUCCCUGGUGGCCAAAGAGCACCCGAGUUGUACGACAAGAGCAAGAUUCUGAAGCUUGAAGCCGAGGCGCAGAAGUUGAGAGAGAUGAUUGAUAAGAAGGAAGAUGCGAAGAGGCAGAAACUCAGGGAGUGGGACAGUCUUGAACGCGAGGCGGAUACGGCUCAGCUGAGGGUUGACCUUGCAGAGGGUUCACUACGAAGCAUAAACGGCGAGGCGGAUGUCAGCGAUGCCUUCUAG